This is a messenger RNA of Prorocentrum cordatum, 1760 nucleotides long. The record is from the annotation of a GenBank genome assembly. NCBI's taxonomy places the organism in Eukaryota, Dinophyceae, Prorocentrales, Prorocentraceae.
UCAAGCCAUCGGCACAGGUGGCUGCCCUCCCUGGAGCGGUAUCCAUUCUCCCAUCCUUCCUCGUCUUCGUCCUCGUCUCCUCUUGCUGCUGCUGCUUCCGCUGCCGCCUCGUCUUCCUCCCUCCCUCGGGCCCCAUGCUCCGCGCCUCCCUGGCCAGCGCCGCGUUCCCCUGCGGCGGCCGGCGGGCGCUGGGGGCCCGCAGCAGGGCCGCGCUCCCGCCCACCGAGGCGCCGCCGGACGUCGGUGUCCCCGCCCGCCGAUUCGGCAGCAGCGGCAGCGGCAGCGGCAGCGGCAAUGGAGGGCGCCGCGACUCUGGCGAGCAAGCCGUGCUCAGCGAAUGGGGCGCCUGGGGCAUGGGGGAGAACACAGCUGCUCAGGCCCAGGAGGCAGCUGGGGGCCCUGAGCACACGCGCGGCGCGCGGGGUUUCCCGCUGCACGCUGGGCCGGAGCCGACUGCGAGGGAGGUGGUUGAGGCCCUCAACAUCGCCGAUGUUGAGUCCUACCCUCGCUUCCAGAAGCCCUUCUCAGACCGGCUGAGGAUCGACGUCAAGGCCGGCAACGGAGGCAACCCGGCCCCUAUGGCGGUGCGGUCGCCUUCGAUAAAGGGCCCUGGAUAUGCUGGAAAUGGUGGCUCCGUAUUCUUGAAGGCGUCACGACAGAUCGAGAGUUUUAUCGAUAUCAAGCAGAGCAUUCGGGCGCAAGACGGCGAAGACGGUCACGGCACGCACCGCGGCAAGCAUUCUGACGACCUCUGCGUGCAGGUGCCUGUCGGCACAAUCGUGCGCGAGCGGGUGUAUUCUGGGUACCGCACUGUUGAAGGCCGCCGCAUAUUCUUGCCGCAGUUCCGCUACCAGCUGAUCAGACACGACGACACCUUCCUGGUGGCGCAGGGCGGCACAGGCGGGCUGGGGCCUCACAGCUUCAAGAAGGGCGACGGCCGCAGGGGGACGCCCGGAGAGCGGAAGCGGCUGGAGCUUGAGCUACGGCUCCUCAACGAUUGCGCCUUCGUGGGCUUGCCCAACGCGGGCAAGACGGCCCUGCUUGCCGCCCUCAGCCGCGCCCACACGCGCAUCGGCCCCGAGGAGUUCAGCACCACCAGGCCUCACGUAGGCACCAUCCUGUUCCGCGACCGGCUCGAGAUUCGCCUCUGCGACUUGCCCGGACUAAAACCUGGCGCCCACGCGGACAAGCUAAUGGGCCGGCGGAUAUUGCGGCACACGUACCGCUCUCGCGCAUUAGCCUUGAUCGUGGACGUUGCCCGGGGAGAGCGUCCAGAGACCGACGUGCUGGAGGAAGUGAAGAUGCUGCACGAGGAGGCCUGUCUAUUCGACCCGCUGAACCGGGAGAAGCCGUGGAUGGUUGUCGGAACCAAGUGUGAUGCCCUGCACAAGGAUCCGUUGUUCCAUCUCGACAGCCUGCACUUUCGGCUCCGGGCGCACUACGGAGUAGAGGUGCCGGUCGUGGGCUGCUCCGCGAGGUUCGGCCUCGGCCUCACCCGGGUGGUGCAGACCAUCAGGCGGCUGAUCUACCCCGACCAGCCUGACGUGGUCAACAGGGUGCCAGCGCAGCCCUACGUGGCCCGCCCCCCGGGCGUUCUGCACGGCCCGCUCCAGGAUGCGCCGGCGCUGCCGCCGCCGCCCCUGGACACCCUGAGGCUUGCCGCUCGCUGAGCUUCGGCGGCCGUCGGAGAAAAGGUGCCGCGGGUCGCGCGCAGAAGGCGUCGGCUGGGUGGUGCCAAGAAUGGCCGUUCGUCGGUAUGC